This is a messenger RNA of Parnassius mnemosyne (clouded apollo), 3120 nucleotides long. NCBI's taxonomy places the organism in Eukaryota, Metazoa, Arthropoda, Insecta, Lepidoptera, Papilionidae. The record is from the annotation of a GenBank genome assembly.
AUGGUAGUGGAAUUAAAUACAAGACAACCCCAGGAGGGUACCAGCACCCCUGGAGAAUCCCUCGCUGAGCAUCCACGAACAAACUACUUCACUCCUGAGCGUGGGUGCUCAGGCUGCCCCGCGUAUUCUGGGGGGGGCAAAAUUCCGCUCGUGACUAAUGCUGCUCGGGGCAAGCGGAGCAAUACAACCAAGGCGACCCCUGUCACGCUAUCCGUGAAUUUUUGCAACAUCAGGGGACUUCAUUCCAACCUUAACGCUGUCCAUUACCAUCUAGAGACGGCGAAGCCGGCCUUGCUCUUUUUAACCGAGACUCAGGUGUCCUCUCCGGCUGAUACUUCAUAUCUCUCCUACCCGGGGUACAAAUUGGAACACUCCUUUGUGCCCCGGGCUGGAGUUUGUGUAUACGUCAGAGAGGACAUCUGUUUUCGACGCCUCGGCAGCCUUGAAGGUACGGACCUGUCCAUCCUAUGGCUGCGCGUAGACAGCGACGACCAUCCCCGCGUCUACGGGUGCCUCUAUAGGUCCCAUAGCGGUAAUACCGACACAGACCGACUCAUCGACCACGUCCAAAUGGCUGCAGACUCCGUGCUACAACAGGUCCCAUCCGCAGAGAUCGUGAUACUCGGUGAUUUCAACGCCCACCACGCUGAAUGGCUUGGUUCUCGUUCAACCGAUCAUGCGGGUAGAUCUGUCUACGACUUUGCUUUGGCAUAUGGUCUAACACAACUGGUUACUUCGCCUACGCGGAUCCCAGAUGUGGAAGACCAUGUACCUUCCCUGUUGGACCUUCUGCUGACCUCUCAUCCGGACGGAUAUCAGGUCUCCGUCGAUGCCCCUCUGGGCUCUUCGGACCAUUGUCUGAUCCGGAGCACAGUGCCACUCACGCUCCAAUCGCAGUUGCGAUCUACAGCUUGCCGCCGUGUUUGGCACUAUAGGUCAGCUGAUUGGGACGGGAUGCGGUCUUUUUUUGCAUCCUACCCUUGGGGGCGGGUUUGCUUCUCGCCGGAAGAUCCCAGCGUUGUUGCCGAUUCUGUUGCUGAUGUGGUACUUCAGGGUAUGGAACUUUUUAUUCCAUCCUCUGUGGUGCCCAUCGGAGGCAGAUCCCAGCCAUGGUUUGGUCGCUCCUGUAAAAUAGCAUCACGCUAUAAGCAGGAGUGCUACCGGGCCUGGGCUGACGCAUCAACGUCUCGGGAUUUAAACACCAGCGCACUUAAAAAGAAGUAUAAUUCCGCCUCCAGGUCCUUCAAAAGCGUCAUUGCCAAGGCAAGGUCUGAGCACAUCGGCAGAAUUGGCGAGAAGCUAGUUCGCCUUCCUUCGGGAACCCGUGCAUUCUGGUCUCUCGCCAAGGCUGUCCAAGGGAACUUCUGUCAGCCAUCCCUCCCAUCUCUGCACAGAGAGGACGACUCACUGGCCCAUGCCGCAAAAGAGAAAGCCGAUCUGUUGUGCUCUCUUUUUGCGUCCAACUCGACUCUAGAUGACGGGGGGAACACACCGCCGACCAUCCCGCGAUGUGAGUGCUCCAUGCCGGAUGUGCGAUUUACACAGCGCUCGGUUCGCAAAGCACUCUUCUCCCUGGACGUCAGCAAGUCGAGUGGGCCCGAUGGAGUCCCUCCCAUUGUGCUGAAGACGUGUGCUCCGGAGUUGGCACCGGUUUUAACGCGUCUUUUCCGGUACUCCUACUCCCAAGGCGUAGUCCCGAAUUCAUGGAAGACAGCUUUGGUCCACCCGAUCCCUAAAAAAGGCGACCGCUCAGACCCGUCCAACUACAGGCCUAUCGCCAUCACCUCCUUGUUCUCCAAAAUAAUGGAAUCCAUUAUAAACUGCCAGCUCAUGAGGUACCUUGAGGAUCACCAGCUGAUCAGUGACCGUCAGUACGGUUUUCGUCGGGGUCGAUCAGCAGGUGAUCUUUUAGUUUACUUAACUCAUAGAUGGGCGGAGGCAGUAGAGUCCAAGGGGGAGGCAUUGGCCGUUAGUUUGGACAUAGCGAAGGCCUUCGAUCGGGUCUGGCACAAGGCGCUUCUUUCGAAGCUUCCUUCCUAUGGGCUUCCCGAGAAAUUGUGCAAAUGGAUCACCAGUUUCCUUGCUGAUCGGAGCAUCAAGGUCGUAGUAGACGGUGCAUGCUCUGAUUACAAGCCUAUCAACGCUGGUGUUCCACAAGGCUGCGUGCUAUCACCAACGCUGUUUCUCCUGCAUAUCAAUGAUAUGUUGCUAACUGGUAGCAUUCAUUGCUAUGCAGACGACAGCACUGGGGAUGCCUUAUAUACCGGCCGUGCCAAUAUUUCUCGGGAAAACGUCGCCGAGUACCGGGACAAACUUGUGUCUGAAGUCGAGUCUUUGCUUAACAAAGUCUCGGAUUGGGGCCGACUAAAUCUAGUCCAGUUCAAUCCCCAGAAGACACAAGUUUGCGCGUUUACCGCUAAAAAGAACCCCUUUGUCGUAUCUCCUCAGUUUCAAGGCACUCCCCUUGCUGCCUCAGCCAGUAUCGGAAUCCUUGGCGUCGACAUAUCGAAUAGCGUGCAGUUUCGUGGUCACUUGGAAGGGAAGGCCAAAUUGGCCUCUAAAAAGCUUGGCGUGCUCAGCAGAGCGAGACAGUAUUUCAUGCCGGCACAUCGCUUGCAACUUUACAAAGCGCAAGUUCGGCCCCACAUGGAAUACUGUUCUCAUCUCUGGGCCGGGGCACCCCAGUGCCAGCUCCUUCCACUUGACCGCAUCCAGCGCAGAGCGAUUCGAAUCGUCAACGACCGAGUUCUUUCCGAUCGGCUCGAUACACUGGCACUGCGUAGAGAUGUUGCAUCUCUUUGCGUAUUUUAUCGCAUCUAUCACGGGGAGUGCUCUGAGGAAUUGUUCGGACUAAUUCCAGCCGCUCAAUUUCACCAUCGCACGUCGCGACAAAACUCGCGUUACCAUCCAUACCAUCUGGAUGAUUGGCGGUCCACCACUGUGCGAUUUAGAAGAAGUUUUCUCCCUCGCACAACUUCUUUGUGGAAUCAAUUACCACCAGCGAAUUUUCCGAACCGAUACGACUUAGGAACCUUCAAGAAAAGAGCUUACACCUUUCUAAAAGGCCGGCAACGCAUCUGCAAUUCCCCUGGUGUUGCGGUUGUUCAUGGGCGGCGGUAG